CUUCAUUACCCAAACCAACACAUAGCCAAAAAUGGACGGUCUCGACGAAUUUGAAAAAACUCUUGCUGCAGAGAAAGCCGAGAGGGAACGUUCCGACGGAAAGAGACAUCACAAACAUAAACAUCAUCAUCGACGAGAUCGAUCAACUGAACGCGAACAUGACCGCGAUAGCCACCACAGUCGUCGAAGAUCGCGUGAUCGUCGCGAAAAUGAGGACGAAGAUGGGCAUCGACAUAAGCGAUCUCGCCAUUCAAAAGAAGAUGAGCGCCAUAGCAGACGCAGACAUCAUAGAGAUGAUCGCGACGAUUCAGAUCGACGAGACCGCCAUAAAAAAACAUCCGAUCCUAAGGAAGACUUACCGUUACCCGACGAGGAACUAACUGCGGGAGACUUGGAGAAAGUAGAGGGAGCUACUUCAACACAAGUCCGGGACUCUUGGAUGACAGCCCCAUCUGCGCUUGAUGUUGAUUACACCCAGAAAGGCUCUAAAUCCUCCAAACCUCCCCCGCCUCCAAGUCAGGCGCCGCAGAGGGAGAUUCACAAGCGCGAGAUAAAUGCGGCUCAGUUACAGGAGUUGAACAGUGGAAAGACCAUUGACGAGAUCGAACUACCAGCGCAGCACGAAGUUAGCUACACAUUUGGCGACAGUGGAUCGCAAUGGAGAAUGACCAAGUUGAAUGGUGUCUACAAUACUGCGGAACAGACUGGGAAGCCUGUGGAUGAGAUCGCAUUAGAGCGGUAUGGCAGUUUACGAGACUUUGACGAUGCGCGUGAGGAGAAGAUUGAGAUAGACCGACGCAAAGUUUACGGCGAAGGCUACGUGGGCAAGGAGAAACCUAGUGGCGAACUAUUUCAGGAGAGGAAGCUGAACCAGGGCGUCCACGAAAAGCGACAAACUUCACCGGCACCGACAAAUCUAGACCAAGGUGCUGUUAUCCCUGAUGAUGCAUCGGCUCACGUGGCAACACAAAUCGACCAAACCACGCUAAACCGGCUGAAAGCUCAGAUGAUGAAGGCAAAGCUGAAGAAGGCCCCGGACGCAGCCAAACUAGAGGCAGAAUACAAUCAAGCAGCCGCAGCUUUUGCAUCAAAAGGCCCGGAGGCAGUUGUGCUCAACGUCAUGGAAAACCGUAUGUUGGCGGGAACUCGCGGAGAGGCCAAGGCCGUGGAGACGAAACGUGGUCGUGAAAGAGGACUGGUGGAGCAGAAUGAAGAUAUGUCGAUCGAGGACAUGGUCCGCGAAGAGCGGCGAACACGAGGCCAGGGAGAUGGCAUACGCCUAGCCGAGCGAAUUGCCAAGGAUGGCAAAUUCGACGACGACCUAGAAUACAUGGACGAAAACGCCGAGAAGCUGGCCAAGCGUGUGCAGAAAUCCGAGAUUAAUCUCAAGAAUCAGGCAGUGGGCGAAUUCCAGAAGAUCAACAAGAUCCUAGAUAACUGCCAGCUCUGUCAUCACGAAGACCGCAAUCAACCGCCGAUCGCACCUAUAGUCUCGUUAGCAACCCGGGUCUACUUAACACUACCCACGGAGCCCGAGUUAAACGAUGGUGGUGCCGUCAUCGUGCCUAUUCAGCAUCGAAACAAUCUGCUGGAGUGUGAUGAUGAUGAGUGGGAGGAGAUUCGCAAUUUCAUGAAGUGUCUGACUCGGAUGUACCACGAACAAGGCCGGGAGGUAGUCUUCUACGAAAAUGCGGCCGCUCCUCACAGACAUAUGCAUGCCGCUAUGCAAGCGGUACCCAUCCCCUAUGAUCAAGGAGAUACUGCUCCGGCUUUCUUCAAGGAGGCGAUGCUUACGGCGGACGAGGAGUGGUCGCAACACAAGAAGAUCAUCGACACGGGAAAGAAGGCACGAGAAGGACUAGGCAAACUCGCUUUCAGACGAUCUAUCGCCAAGGAGAUGCCUUACUUUCAUGCAUGGUUCACGCUGGAUGGAGGUCUAGGCCACGUAGUGGAAGAUUCGAAUCGGUGGCCCAGGGGUGACCUAUUCGCAAGGGAGAUUCUGGGUGGUAUGCUUGAUGUCGAACCAGAUGUCAUCAAGAAGCAAGGCCGAUGGCACAAAUCUGACACGCGGGUCGACGGCUUCAGAAAGCGCUGGAGGAAGUUUGACUGGACGAGAGUGCUUGCCGAUGGGUGAGGUCUCAUCUGGGAAUAUGCGUGUUUUCUACAUACCCUUAGAUACGUUGGAUGGUGUAUGAAGUGUUAUGAGACGGAGCACUGGGAAAAAGGUCUAGACCGUUACAAUACGGAACAAAGUGAGGCAGCAUGUAAGAAGUCGUAUAUAAUUGAGUCAGCUGCUUACCAUACCACGACCUCUAAAAAUCAUGUUACUUCAACGAGAACCCCUGCAUCUAAGUUGUCGUAGACUGUCUUGUGUCUUGGAUGCAUCUUUGACGU
Molecule: messenger RNA, 2394 nt
Organism: Annulohypoxylon truncatum
Lineage: Eukaryota; Fungi; Ascomycota; Sordariomycetes; Xylariales; Hypoxylaceae
Product: cell cycle control protein cwf19
Exons: 1
Coding region: 32-2134 (700 amino acids)
Biological process (GO): mRNA splicing, via spliceosome
Cellular component (GO): post-mRNA release spliceosomal complex
Source: RefSeq, a predicted model, not a curated record